UUCCCCCUCGAAUUCGAAAUGCCACUGAUAGCCCUGGCCCUGAUCGCUUUUGGCCUAACUUUGGGCCAAUCACUGCCCAUCGAUGAGGGCGAAACUGCGCCGGUGGUGACCAGCGAGCAACCGGAGUCAGCGGCAGGGCGAGUGGUCUUCGACCAGAGGCAGACGGGUCGCUUCAAUAUCCAUGUGAGCAUCAAGGAUGUGGCCAUCAUCGAGGUGGGCCAGAAUGGGCUGGCUGAGGAGACAUACAACGAUGAGGAGGAUUACUAUUAUGAUGACAGUGCGUUGACCGUCAAGCCGAUCAAGUUGACCACUGAGGCCAGUACCUCGACAAGCACCAAGGCAACUUCACAAUCGGCGGCUCCCACAGAGACCACAGAGGUUACUACUCCCAGCUUAAACUCCAGUUUCACUUCCAGCUUGCUAGCUGACUUGGUAACCAGUGUGACAAAACCCAAAUCCAGGCUAAAUAAUCUAAUGAUUGUGGAGACACCCAUUGGUGGGGCAACCAAGGCUCCACACCUGCACCCACAUCCACAUCCACAUCAUCCGCUGCAUGGCAGGUCCAAGGAUGUACCCUCCAUUACGCCACCUUCCCUGCCCGAUGGCAUUGAGUAUACACCACCCAAGGGUCCCAACUCACCCAUUUUCAAGGUCAAGGUUCAACGAUCUUCGAUGCCCGCCGCCAAGAAAUCAUCAGCCGGUGCCGGUGCCCGUUGCCGGAGCCAUCAGGUGCGGGAUGCCCAGGGCAAGUGCUCCGACUCGAUCUACAGAAAGCUGUACAGCAUGCUGGUCGGUCUGAAUUUCCCCUUUUUGGCAGCCGCCAAUUCUGCAGAAAGUGCUUGA
Drosophila serrata is the source of this 843-nucleotide messenger RNA. RefSeq lists its product as uncharacterized. Lineage: Eukaryota; Metazoa; Arthropoda; Insecta; Diptera; Drosophilidae. The record is from RefSeq and is a predicted model, not a curated record.